Molecule: messenger RNA, 2836 nt
Organism: Chrysemys picta bellii (western painted turtle)
Lineage: Eukaryota; Metazoa; Chordata; Testudines; Emydidae
Source: RefSeq, a predicted model, not a curated record
AAAUUGUGCCAGGGAUUAAGCUGAGACCACCAAACUCAUCUCACGUGUGACUAUCUCCAUGUGAAGCCAAGUGGCUCAGUAUGUAAACAGCAGCAGCCCCUAACAUCCUUUCCAUCGGUGCUCUUAUUAAUCCCCAUUUGUUUAAUCACACAGGGGAUCCCAGCGUGAACUCUUCUUCCCACCAGACCGCAGAAAAUCAUGGCUGCUGAGAUGGCCGGCAAGGAAGCUACACGGCAGAGACACCUUAACCAGGAUACUGAUGGCGAAGAGUCAGCGUCAGCAGAGCCCGAAGCCUGGAAGAUCCGCUACGAGAAGUGCUGGCUGCACCGGUGCUGCUCCUCGCUGCUCCACAAGGACAGGCAGGCUCGGAAGGCCGGGCAGCUGUUCUCAGGGCUGCUGGCCAUGAACGUGGUGUUUCUGGGCUGCGCCUUCAUAAGCAGCAUGAUUUUCAACAGGGUGGCGAUUACCUUGCGCGACGUCGGGAUCUUCCUCUCCAUCCUCAAGAUUCUGUCUCUCUGCUGGAUCAUUUACUACUUGCUGUGUACCAGCAGGAAGCCCCAUGCUGUGCUGUACAGGGACUCCCAUGCCGGGCCAGUCUGGGUGCAGGGGUCUCUAGUGCUGUUUGGAGCCUGCACCAUCAUCCUGCAGGUGUUCAGGAUCGGCUACAUUGUCAGCCACAACCAUUGCAAAUCCCACCUGGAAACCCUGUUCCCGUGCAUAGAAAUCAUCUUCGUUUGCAUUCAGACGUACUUUUUAUGGCGCCACUGUAAGGACUGUACCCAAGUCCAGCACAACCUCACCAGAUGUGGGCUGAUGCUGACCAUGGCCACAGAUCUCCUCCUCUGGCUGUUAGCGGUGACCAACGACUCUGUUCACAGGGAAAUUGAAUCGGCACUCAAAGGUCUUGUGCAAAAUUUUCCAGGUAACGAGUCCAGCUCAUGCACGUGUCCAAACACAAUAGCCUGCCGCGUCUUCCAGAAGGGCUAUAUCUUGCUGUAUCCCUUCAAAAUGGAAUACUGCCUCAUCGGCAGCUCCAUGCUGUACGUCAUGUGGAAGAACGUGGGCAGGCGCAUCCCUCCCCACCACACCAUUCAUGCCAAGCCCAAGUUCAAGCUCCGUGGUGUCAUUUAUGGGCUGGUGCUGGGCAUAUCUACAUUGUUCAUUGGGAUCUGCAUCUUCAUGACCUACCAGAUUGAGGCUACCAGCUCAGCGCCUAGGCAGGAGACCCUUGUGCUGUAUUAUUCCUACUACGUCGCGCUUCUGCCGAUGAUGACUGUGGGUGCCUUGGCUGGAACUGUCAUCCAUGGCUUGGAAGAGCGUGAGCUAGACACUCUGAAAAACCCAACCCGAAGCCUGGACGUGAUCCUGCUCAUGGGAGCAGCCCUAGGCCAGAUUGGCAUUUCUUACUUCUCCAUUGUCGCCAUUGUGGCCACCAACCCUGGAGACCUGCUAAACAGACUCAUCCUGACCUACGCGGUCAGCCUCAUCAUUCAGCACAUCACGCAAAACAUCUUCAUUAUCGAGGGGCUUCACCGGCAGCCUUUGGUGGAGGAUCCUGAUGCCAGCCUGGCUGGGCCCCACACACAGCACUCGGGUGAGAAGCGUGAAGACUCUGACCCGAGAAGAGUUUACCCACUAGAGAUAAGACAGGAGAUCAGGAGGGUUUCGCAUGCCUACAGCCAUACCUACGGCCGCCUGAACUGGAAGAGGAAAGCCCUAAAGGAGAUCUCAAUCUUCUUGGUCUUGUGCAACAUCAUACUGUGGAUAAUGCCCACAUUCGGGAUGCACCCCGCCUUCGAGAACGGACUGGAGAAGUCGUUUUACGGUUACUCCACCUGGUUUGCCAUUGUGAACUUCGGCCUGCCCCUGGGUGUGUUCUACAGAAUGCACUCCGUCGGGGGGCUCCUGGAGGUUUAUGUGUCAUCCUGAACCAGGCCCAACCCUCCCUCGCCCAGUGGUGGAGGGAGAAAUGGAGCUGAAGUCACACAGCAGUAGCUGGAUGGGGGAGACCUGGGAACAAAGACACAGAUACUGCCAGCUCGCUUUCAUUUUGACUUUCACUCCUCUGAGCCCUAUUUCUCAAGGAGUUCCAGAUGAAAGGGAAGUUGCUUUGUGUUUUGAACAUGCUGGUGUCAACUUUCUCCAUAGAAAAACAAAACAAUCUGGACUGGUCUGUAAAAUACUGUACUGCUCAAUGGAAACAAACUAGUGCCAGAAUAAUAGGGAUAAUAUAGUUACUGCACUCAGGACACUCCACCUUCAACCCUCUGAACAUAAGAGCAGCAUCAUGAUGCACAGACUGAAAUGCACUCCACAGAACCUCUGAAAUCAAGGGCAAGAACCCUCUCAGCAAUCUGAGGAAGAGGCCACAGAAAUACCUGAAGUACAUGCCCCAUGGUCAAGCAAAAAUGAACAAAAAUGCCCACUUUUUACAUGGAUGUAUGGAAGUACAAGGUUCAUAUGAGCACCUAUGGAGCGGGGUGUAGUGGUUAGAGCAGAUCUGGGUUCUGCUCCUGAUUCUGACACUAACUCUAUAUGUAUCCGUGGGCCAGAUGCUCAAAGAUAUUUAGUUCUUGAAGGACUUGUCUACACUCAAAAUGCUACAGCAAUGCAGCUGCAUCUGUGCUGUUGUAGUGCUUCAGUGUAGAUGCCACCUAUGCUGGCAGGAAGGGUUUCCCCGUUGGCAUGGGUAAUCCACUUCCCUGAGAGGCGGUAGCGAAGUUGACGGAAUUCUUCUGCCAGCCUACUGCUGUCGACACCCAGGGGCUAGGGCGAUUUAACUUUGCCACUCAGGGGGGUGGAUUUCUCACAUCCUUGAGUGAUGUAGCUGGGUCAA